Carassius auratus (goldfish) is the source of this 2456-nucleotide messenger RNA. RefSeq names its product protein phosphatase 2, regulatory subunit B', gamma a (gene ppp2r5ca). Gene Ontology annotation, molecular function: protein phosphatase activator activity. The transcript is spliced from 14 exons. The record is from RefSeq and is a predicted model, not a curated record. NCBI's taxonomy places the organism in Eukaryota, Metazoa, Chordata, Actinopteri, Cypriniformes, Cyprinidae. Gene Ontology annotation, biological process: signal transduction; protein dephosphorylation. Gene Ontology annotation, cellular component: cytosol; nucleus; protein phosphatase type 2A complex. Bases 161 to 1708 code for a protein of 515 amino acids.
GCUCGCAGCUCCUGAUGACAUCAUCCAGCAGUCGGUUCCUCCAGCACACAGCUUCAUUUUCUGCUCAGCUUUUGUGUUCAAAUGGAGUCUGCUCUGGCGGUGUAGGAGCUUCUGUGUUUUAUCUGCGGCGUGCGCUGACAUGCAGCUCGUCUGAGGCAGGAUGGUGGUAGACGCUCCUAAUCCCAACGGGCCGUUCCCGCCGGUGGCUCUCAUGCACUUCAGAGAUGUGGCUCCGGCCGAGCAGGAGAAGCUCUUCAUCCAGAAGCUGCGUCAGUGCUGCGUUCUGUUCGACUUCCUGUGUGAUCCGCUCAGUGACCUGAAAUGGAAGGAGGUGAAGCGGGCGGCGCUGAGCGAGAUGGUGGAGUACAUCAACCACAACCGCAGUGUGAUCACGGAGCCCAUCUACCCAGAGGUGGUGCACAUGUUUGCGGUGAACAUGUUCAGGGCUCUUCCGCCCUCAUCGAACCCCACGGGAGCAGAGUUUGACCCGGAGGAGGAUGAACCGACUCUGGAAGCAGCGUGGCCUCAUCUACAGCUGGUGUACGAGUUUUUCCUGCGGUUUCUAGAGUCGCCUGACUUUCAGCCGAAUAUCGCAAAGAAAUACAUUGACCAGAAGUUUGUGAUGCAGCUUCUGGAGCUGUUCGACAGUGAAGAUCCACGAGAGAGAGAUUUCCUGAAAACCACCCUGCACCGAAUAUACGGGAAGUUUCUCGGGCUGCGCGCGUACAUUAGAAAGCAAAUUAAUAACAUAUUUUACAGGUUUAUUUACGAGACGGAGCAUCACAACGGAAUCGCAGAGUUACUGGAGAUCCUGGGCAGCAUCAUCAAUGGCUUUGCUUUACCAUUAAAAGAGGAGCACAAGAUCUUCCUGCUGAAGGUGUUACUGCCGCUGCACAAAGUGAAGUCUCUGAGCGUCUAUCACCCGCAGCUGGCCUACUGUGUGGUUCAGUUCCUGGAGAAGGACAGCACGCUCACUGAACCGGUGGUCAUGGCUCUCCUCAAAUACUGGCCCAAGACUCACAGUCCGAAGGAGGUGAUGUUCCUCAACGAGCUGGAGGAGAUCCUGGACGUGAUCGAGCCGUCCGAGUUCGUGAAGGUCAUGGAGCCGCUCUUCCGUCAGCUGGCCAAGUGUGUGUCCAGUCCUCACUUCCAGGUGGCCGAGAGAGCGCUUUAUUACUGGAAUAACGAGUACAUCAUGAGUCUCAUCAGUGACAACGCAGCCAAGAUCUUACCCAUCAUGUUCCCGGCGCUUUACCGUAACUCCAAGAGCCACUGGAACAAGACCAUUCACGGCUUGAUCUAUAACGCACUCAAGCUCUUCAUGGAGAUGAACCAGAAGCUGUUUGACGACUGCACACAACAGUUCAGAGCCGAGAAGAACAAAGAGAAGGCCAAGCUGAAGGAGAGAGAGGAGGCCUGGAUGAAGAUCGAGAAUCUGGCCAGAUCUAACCCACAGUUCACUUUGUGUGUUGAUCCGUCUGCACUAAACAGUCCUGUAGAAAUGGAGACUGAUGGUCCCUUUAUAGAAGAUGUUCAGAUGUUAAAAAAGACAGUGCAGGCCAGAGCCAUUCAGGUGGCGAGGGAGCAGAGGAAGGAGCGGCCACUCGUCAGACGUAAAUCAGAUCUUCCUCAGGACUCCUUCACCACCAAAGCUCUGGAGACGCACCGGCGCGCUGAAGACAUGCUAACUAGCCACGACGGCCGCUAGCUGACGCCGCUCACGCUCAGGGAGGAUCCAGCUCUUCUGGACUCUUCUGUGGCUGGUUCCUCUCCAUCGGUCCGGCCGAGAACACACUCUCCAGCGCCAGCGCAGAGCUUUCUUUGCGUUCAGAUCUGUGUUUGUUUUCAGGGACGGUUGCCAGUGCCAAGACUGUGAUGUUGAUUAGCUUCCAGAGUUUUAUUUGUGUGUUAACUGCUUCAGCUAAAGCACGUCUGUCACGUGUUCUCUCUGUGUGUCGCUCAGAUCAGACUCUAGUUAGUUCACUUCUGUGCCAUGAUGAACUCUAACCGUUUAGUUGAACGUUGUUUCUCUGGCAGAAUCUGCCGCUCAUUGUGCUGUUUCUCUGGUUCAAACAAUGGUACGGUUUCUCCAUCAGAUCCUGAAACAUUCCCGGAUCAGUUGUUACAGCAGAGCUCUGGGAUCCGUCGGGAAGCUCUUCUGAUCUCCAGACUGUGACUCAAACACGUCCAGAAGGAUCUCAGUGCCUUCAGCGUCUGUGUCUCCGCCGAGAGCCUUCGGUCCAAACACAGCGGUGUGACGCCGACGCUCCGAUUGUUCCUCUACAUCCGGAUCUUUCCUCUUUACUGAACUACCUAGAAGCACUUCCUGAAAACUUGAAAACUCUACAGUGUGUGUGUGUGUGUGAGAGAGAGAGAGUGUGUGUGUGUGUGAGUGUGUCUGUGUGAGUGUGUCUGUGUGAGUGUGAGUGUGUGUGUGUGUGUGUGUGUGUCUGUAU